CGUUACAAUCAAACGCAGCCAAGCAAGGCACAAGACUCCAACUCCGCAAUAUCCUGAAUCUAAGGAGCAGCAGCAGCCGCCAUGGCAACCACCCUAACAAUGGCCAGGCUCCUCUCUUCCGCCAAAUCACUUUCUUUCUCUUCUUCCGCAUCUGCCCUUUUCCCACCCGCCUCCCUCUCCCUCAAACUCCGCCACCCUAAGCCCCUCAGAUUCUCCACCGCCAUAUCCGCUACCAUCGCCGUCGGUGACAAGCUCCCAGAAUCCACCUUCUCCUACUUCGACUCCGCCGGAGAGCUCCAGACCACCACCGUCUCCGACCUCACCAAGGGCAAGAAAGCCAUCCUCUUUGCCGUCCCCGGCGCCUUCACCCCCACUUGCUCCCAGAAACACCUCCCCGGCUUCGUUGAAAAGUCCGGCGAGCUCAAGUCCAAAGGGGUCGAAACCAUCGCCUGCAUUUCCGUCAACGACGCCUUCGUCAUGAAGGCUUGGAAGGCCGACUUGAAGAUCGAGGACCAAGUGCUCCUGUUGUCGGAUGGAAAUGGGGACUUCACCAAAGCUAUUGGGUGCGAGCUCGAUCUCAGCGACAAGCCUGUGGGUCUGGGAGUGAGGUCGAGGCGUUACGCCAUGUUGGUGGACGAUGGAGUUGUCAAGGUCUUGAAUUUGGAGGAGGGCGGUGCGUUUACGUUCAGUGGCGCCGAGGAUAUCCUCAAACUUCUCUGAUUUGGUUACCAGUUGUUUCUCGGUUUUGUGAUUUCAGGUCUUGAAUUCACGUUGUUGGAUUGCUUUUGAUAAUAAAUUUUUCUGCAUUUCGAGCAAUGCUAAACCAUGGUUUUGAAAUCUAUAUGUCUUUCUUGAUCAAUUAA
Vitis riparia (riverbank grape) is the source of this 863-nucleotide messenger RNA. RefSeq names its product peroxiredoxin-2E, chloroplastic. The coding region runs from base 82 to 720 and encodes 212 amino acids. Lineage: Eukaryota; Viridiplantae; Streptophyta; Magnoliopsida; Vitales; Vitaceae. The record is from RefSeq and is a predicted model, not a curated record. Gene Ontology annotation, cellular component: cytoplasm. Gene Ontology annotation, biological process: cell redox homeostasis; cellular response to oxidative stress; hydrogen peroxide catabolic process. Gene Ontology annotation, molecular function: thioredoxin peroxidase activity. The transcript has a single exon.